AUGGGAGGCAAAAGCUCAAAACAUGAUCGUGUUAUAGAACCAUUAACCUUCGACGAAAAUGAUUGUAUCGAUAAAUUGAUGAGCUACAAAGAAAUCGUUACCUUGGACGAACUGCUAUACAGGUGGAAUUCAUACUUAACUCAUAACAUGAACGGUCAUAUUAAACAAUUGUUUGCAACCAACAAACCGUGUCGACAGCGUGUGGUGCAUGUUUACCGAUGUUUAUCGACCAGUGAAAUGUACUAUGAAUCUUACAUUAAAAUAAUGUCACUUGUACUUGCAAAAUCAAAUAUUGAAAGAUAUACAAUUGAUCUUUUGGAAACCAUAAAUCUUUGUUUAAAGGAUACUAAUGAGUAUGCCUACUGGAUCAGAAUUGGAGCCAAAGCACAUACCAUUCUUCAACUUUCAUCUCAAUUGUCUAAAGACAGUUUGACGGGUGAUAUUGCAACAUGGGUGCGAGGCAAUACCCUUCUUGGACUUUUGCAUAGAGCUCUGGUUACUACGCUUUACUCAGUGCCACGAAAACUCGAUUUACUUCCAGCUAUUAAUAUAAAUCAAAAAUACAUACAGUCGUUCAAAACCAUUUUAGAUCUUGGAUGGAUAAUGUUCAUAAAGAACAGUUUACCAGCUGAUUGUCAAGAUAGUUGGAGAUUAUUGUUUUCAUCUACUUCACACGGUGAGAGCUUCCAAUCACUCAACGCUGCCAUAAUUGACCAAGGAAGUACAAUUUUAAUUUUAAAAGAUAAUUCUGGUAAUGUAUUUGGAGGAUACGCUUCACAAUCGUGGUUAUUAAGACCAAAAUUUUAUGGAGAUUCGAGUUGUUUUGUCUUCUCCUUAUAUCCAAAUUUGAAUAUAUGUGCUUCUUCUGGACAUAAUGAUAAUUUUAUGUACAUGAAUAGUGGUCAGCAUACACUACCAAAUGGCAUAGGAAUGGGAGGACAAUUUGGUUAUUGGGGUUUAUGGAUAGAUUCAGAGUAUGGCAUUGGCAAAAGUAGUCCUUCGUGUUCGACAUUUAAUGAUUAUUCAAUGUUAUCAGCUAACAAAGAUUUCACAAUUGAUUCAUUAGAAAUAUGGUGUGUCAAAGAAAAACCAAAACUAGAUGAUGAAGAGGAAGAAAGAAAACAUACUUCAGAUAGAGAUGAUUGGGAUAUGAAUCUAUUGGAUAUGGCUGGACGUACAAAAUACUCUGAUGGAUUAAGAGAUGAAGAUGAAUUAUUUAAAUAA
Messenger RNA from Macrosiphum euphorbiae (potato aphid), 1224 nucleotides. The record is from the annotation of a GenBank genome assembly. NCBI's taxonomy places the organism in Eukaryota, Metazoa, Arthropoda, Insecta, Hemiptera, Aphididae.